Ostrea edulis (European flat oyster) is the source of this 3169-nucleotide messenger RNA. RefSeq lists its product as uncharacterized. Bases 956 to 1441 code for a protein of 161 amino acids. The transcript is spliced from 4 exons. NCBI's taxonomy places the organism in Eukaryota, Metazoa, Mollusca, Bivalvia, Ostreida, Ostreidae. The record is from RefSeq and is a predicted model, not a curated record.
GCAGCCGUUUUCCUUGAAUUGUAAACGCCGACGGUUUCAAAGCCGACACGCUGAUUGGCUGAUAUGAAGUUCAUCUGAGCUUGACCCCUAAUCGGGUUAUGUCAGAUCUUCUUACGCAGAGUAUACGGCGCGGAUCUAAGAAGUAUGAUUUUAAAUAGAUUCAUACUGCUUUCCUUGUUCAUGAUAUACCUUCUAAUUUUAUAAAGUACUGACCUUCUCAUAACAUUUUUUACAUACAAUAUUUUCCGUUCUAUUUAAUUUUCUGUUCCAUGUUUUACACCACCCUAUUCUCUAGAUCGACUUUGUUCGCUGGGCUAUGAUCCUGGGUACACAUAAAUGCAAUGUAGAUCUAUAUAUAGCCUAUGAAAAUUUCCAGAAUUUAAAACACGUGUAUUUGUGAAGUUUGACGACUGACUUAAAUUACAAUACCUAUCGAAAACUUUUUUAUGUGAUGCAAGCGGCCUUGUCGGGUCACGGGGUCAAUCGGCAAUAAAUUACUUGAUGUGGGUAGCACGUGACCUGUGUACACAAUGAUCGGGUGUUUACAAACGAGUCCAUGAAAUGACGCGCGUCAGAGUAAACUGUGUUUUUAUGCUUUUUAUAUUGAUUUAGACAUUUUAUAUUUGUGAUUUAUUUGUUACUUGAUUUAUACCUUAAUAGGCUGAUCCCUUGAAACUCGGAGGUGGAUGGCAGAACGAAAAGGGCGGGGUGUCUCAGUGCCCCCCCCCCCCCCCCCUAUUUUUAUCGGACUUUUUUUAUAGAUAAAGGCGCCAGCAACACCGUGAAAACAUAUUUGAAUGAUUACAAAAUUGGGAAGGCAUUCGAAUAUUGUGAAAUGAAUCGAACUUUCUUAAAGAAAUAUUUUACCAUCCAAUUUCCUCAUCAUCUGCAUUAUGCUUCCUGAGAGCCAGGUGUACCCUAGUCAAAGAGCCAUACCCUUUGGGUAGCCAUAUCCAUGAUAUCCAAGGAAUCUGGUUGUGUGAAGGCGGCAUUUUGCUCCUGUACUGCAGGAAUGGGUCAGACAUGCAGUCAUGUAGCAGCCCUAAUGUUUAGGGUAGAGUCAGCAAAUAAACUAGGCCUGACUUCAUGUACAUCUUUACCAUGCCAGUGGAAGGUUCCAUCAGCAACAACAGAAAUUGUGCCUGUCAAAAUAAAGGACUUAAGUGUUCGAAAGUCUCGUCAUGGACUAGAAAAAACAAGACCAUUAGUUUCAAAGCAGAAACACCAGUAUAAACCACAGGAGUCUGUUCACCUGGACAGGGACUCAUUUAUUGAUGAGCUGAGAAAAGUUGUGCCAAAUGCAUGUUUAUUGAAAGGAACGGAUCUACCGGUAUGUGAAGAAGGUCUUCAAGAACUGCCACACGAUGUUGGAGGAGACAAUUCCAUGGAGGCUGUUGAACACUACAUCAUCAGCAACAUGGUUAAAGAUGUCCAUACAUAGGGAAAAGUGCCACAUAUGAUCCUCAUAUGAAGUGAGUUUCAUAUGAGGAUCAUAUGCAAGUCAUAUGUGUAUCAUAUGAAACUCACUUCAUAUGAGGAUCAUAUGUGACAAACAUAUGAUUCUCAUAUGUAGAAAAUCAUAUGAAUUUCAUAUGAAUUGAUUUUCAUAUGAUUAUCACAUGGUAUAAAUUUCAUAUGAAAAUCACAUGAUUUUCUCAUAUAAAAUAAAUUAAUGUGUACCAUAUAUGAAUUUUUAAAAAAUAGUAUGUCUUCUCUGACAGAGCAAAGUAUACCGAUAACUUAAAUUCUCGCAUAUUUGAGGGUUUGAGAAAAAACACUGGUUGAUUGCUCAUUUUAUGAAAAAUGUACAAUAUUGGCUUAAAAUCUUAAUGUUGGGAAGGACACAAGUUUUUGAAUAUCUGCUUUCUAAAUCAAAAGUUAACAAGCAAAAUUUUGUCAAGUUAUUCAAUAUAUUUUAAGAAAUAUGUAAAAUUUUAACCUUAUUUAAUCCAAAAAAGGGAUUGAUCAAAAAUGAGAAUUGCAACAAAUGAUAAUUGUUCUUUAAAAAAAAAAGAAGGUUUUUUCUGAACAAAGACAACAGAAAUCAUUUACUUUUAAAAUUUAAUUUUAGUGAUGAAUCCAUAAAUUAAAACAUGUACAGCAGGAAUCCACGAUACAUUAAAACAUGUACAGCAUAUUCUUUACAUAAUCACACCAUACAGCACAUUUUUUAUGUUGGCAUAAAAAAAAUCUCCCACUGGUCAAUGAACACAAGUGGGGAGUAUAGGUUUAAAUAUUAUUUGCAGCCUUUCAACAGGGGUGGUCACAUCCCAAACAUGAGAGAAAAAUUCUCAAAGGGCUGUAAAACAAAAGCAAACAAACAUGUAUACCUAUUUCAAAAAAUUCUCAGAGCAUCAAGGGGAUUGCUUGUGCAAGUACACUAAAAAUACAUACAAAGAAGAUUUAUAUCAAAAAUGACUUUGCACAAGCUGAUGGUUUAGAAAAAUCAAAACUAGAUGGACAUUUUAGUGAAUAUACAUUGACUAGAAACAAUCUGUGUCCCCUGGAUAACUUGUGUUUAAUAAACUUUGUAUGCUUGAGUUCAGUCUCCUCUUGUUCAAUCCUGGCUGGGGUUUUUCCUUCUUUGAUGCUGCAAUGACACUGGAUACAGUGAUGAACAAGUGGCAUGUAGGAAAGAACAUUUGUAAUAGGAAUAACAUCCAAAUCCUCAGAGAACUCUAUCACAGGACAACCAAGAUGUGUUGGUUGCUGUAUAACCCCCUUUUCAACAAUUGCUAAUGAACUUCUCCUAGCACCCUGAAGAAGGAGUAGACCACCUUUGAAGAUUCCAACUUUAAACUGAAAGUGAAGAAUAUUAAAACAUUUCAUAAUAUCAUAUCAUGAUCAAUGGUAACAUACAAUGUAUCGUUCGUACAGAAUUGCAGUCAUCAAAUUUCAUUACUUUUUCAUGACCUCAACCCAUUUUCAAUGACCUCAAAGACAGACAACAGACUGAUGAAUAAGACACAAAUAUGAGGUCUUUCUUACCACAUGAAAACGACUUAGCAGUUGCACAUAUCAGGAAAUAUAAUUUGAAAAAGUUUCUUCACAUUUUCAUUUGAUUUGUACGAAUUAUACAUCGUUACUGUAUGUAUAGUCCACAAAAUGUGAUUUGAUGAUGUUGUUUCUGAAUAAACUGCACUAUGGGGAUAGAACGUUAACAAUCUAA